CGAAAAAAAAAAUGAAUGAUAGAAGUAGAAUUGAUCCCUGGACCUUGAGAAAUAAUAACAUUAGCUAAACCAACGUGCCAGAAGAUGAAACAUGUUAAAGGUAUCUUUAUUUUAUAUAUAUCUCAUUAUAUCGAAACCAUGACCAGAGACGGAGAGUCCACUUUUAUUUCUUCCUCUCCAUAUCUAUCAUCUUCAACAGAACCUCCACCUUCAAAAUCAAUCGCCGAUAUCUUUUCUACAUCUAUCUAUUUUAUCUACACACCGACGCUUCAAAAACUAUCCAUUUGCUUCUCCUUUAAUUUUUCAUUAUUCUGUAAAUUUCCCCCAAAUCUCUACGCGGAAGCCAAGAAUACAUUCCAAACCCUAAUCCAACCAUCCGUCCUUCCCGAUUCUCUCCGAUUGAUUUUGCGAUCCCUUCCGGUUUUUUGGUUGCUCGGAUUUAUACACAUAUCUUCGUCUCCAACCGCCUGGUGUUGAAUAUGAGUAAUCAGAAGAAGAGGAAUUUCCAGAUAGAGGCGUUCAAGCAUCGGGUCGUGGUGGAUCCCAAAUACGCCGAUAAGACUUGGCAGAUUCUCGAGCGUGCGAUCCAUCAGAUUUACAAUCAAGACGCUAGCGGCCUCAGUUUCGAAGAGCUCUACAGAAACGCGUACAACAUGGUUCUGCACAAGUUCGGGGAGAAGCUCUACACAGGGUUUAUCUCCACGAUGACUGCUCAUCUGAAAGAGAAGUCGAAGCUGAUCGAGGCAGCUCAGGGAGGAUCUUUCCUAGAAGAGCUCAACAAGAAGUGGAAUGAGCACAACAAAGCGUUGGAGAUGAUACGGGACAUCCUCAUGUACAUGGACAGGACUUACAUCGAGACCACCAAAAAGCCCCACGUUCAUCCUAUGGGGCUUAGUUUGUGGAGGGACAACGUCGUGCAUUUCCCCAAGAUACACGCGAGGCUCCUAAACACGCUUCUUGAUCUUGUCCAGAAGGAACGGACUGGUGAAGUCAUAGACAGGGGGCUGAUGAGGAACGUGAUCAAGAUGUUCACGGACUUGGGUGACUCUGUGUAUCAGGAUGAUUUUGAGAAGCCGUUUCUGGAGGCUUCUUCUGAGUUUUACAAGGUUGAGUCUCAGGAGUUUAUCGAGUCUUGUGAUUGUGGGGAUUACCUAAAGAAAGCAGAGAAGCGUCUCACUGAAGAGAUAGAUAGAGUAGCGCACUACUUGGACGCCAAGAGCGAAGACAAGAUCACUAGCGUGGUUGAGAAAGAGAUGAUUGCCAACCACAUGCAGAGGCUGGUUCACAUGGAGAAUUCAGGUCUGGUUAAUAUGCUUCUGAACGACAAGUAUGAGGAUUUGGGUAGAAUGUACAACUUGUUCCGCAGGGUUACCAAUGGUCUUGUCACUGUCAGAGACGUUAUGACUUCGCACCUUAGGGAGAUGGGAAAGCAACUUGUUACCGAUCCAGAAAAGUCAAAGGACCCUGUGGAAUUUGUGCAGCGUCUGUUGGACGAGCGGGAUAAAUACGACAAGAUCAUCAGCACAGCGUUUGGCAAUGACAAAACGUUUCAGAACGCGCUGAAUUCUUCAUUCGAGUUUUUCAUCAACUUGAAUGCUCGUUCUCCUGAGUUCAUCUCCUUGUUCGUUGAUGACAAGCUACGGAAAGGACUUAAAGGUAUCGCCGAUGGGGAUGUGGAGGUGAUCCUUGAUAAAGUUAUGAUGCUGUUCCGCUACUUACAGGAGAAAGAUGUGUUUGAGAAGUACUACAAGCAGCAUUUGGCUAAAAGGCUUCUCUCUGGCAAAACCGUGUCGGAUGACGCAGAGAGAAGUUUGAUAGUGAAACUGAAGACAGAGUGUGGCUACCAGUUCACUUCGAAACUGGAAGGCAUGUUCACUGACAUGAAGACUUCAGAGGACACGAUGCGCGGGUUUUAUGGCAGUCACCCGGAGCUUUCAGAAGGACCAACACUCAUUGUCCAGGUUCUUACAACUGGUUCUUGGCCCACACAGCCUGCAGUGCCGUGUAAUCUCCCAGCGGAAGUUUCGGUGCUCUGCGAGAAGUUCCGUUCGUAUUACCUCGGGACACAUACGGGAAGAAGAUUGUCCUGGCAAACUAACAUGGGCACGGCUGAUAUCAAAGCCAUAUUUGGAAAGGGUCAGAAACAUGAACUGAAUGUGUCGACUUUCCAGAUGUGUGUUCUCAUGCUGUUCAACAACUCCGAUCGACUCAGCUACAAAGAGAUUGAGCAGGCCACUGAAAUCCCGGCGUCGGAUCUCAAACGUUGUUUGCAGUCGCUCGCGUGUGUAAAAGGGAAGAACGUCGUAAAGAAAGAACCCAUGAGCAAAGACAUAGGAGAGGAGGAUUUGUUUGUUGUCAACGACAAGUUCACGAGCAAGUUUUACAAAGUGAAGAUAGGAACAGUGGUGGCGCAGAAGGAGACGGAACCGGAGAAGCAAGAGACGAGGCAGAGAGUUGAGGAAGACAGGAAACCUCAGAUCGAAGCAGCCAUUGUGAGGAUCAUGAAGUCCAGAAAAAUACUGGACCACAACAAUAUAAUCGCCGAGGUGACCAAACAGUUGCAGCCGCGGUUCCUGGCUAAUCCAACGGAGAUAAAGAAGAGAAUCGAGUCGCUCAUUGAACGCGAUUUCUUGGAAAGGGAUAAUACGGACCGGAAACUUUACCGCUAUUUAGCCUAAUAAGUUCAACAACAACAACAAAAAUUGGCUUUUCUCUCUGUUUCUAUGCUUUGUUUUCUUCUUUUGGUGUAAAAGUUUCUGUAAUCGGUCAAGACGAACAAACAGUGUGUUGGUGCUGUUGGUCGAAUAUACAAUUUGUUUCCUUAUCUUUUGUCGUUUCAUUUGCAACAAGUUAUUCGCACUAUUCAGCUUGUAGACAUGUUUUCAACGUAGGAU
Messenger RNA from Thlaspi arvense, 2894 nucleotides. The record is from the annotation of a GenBank genome assembly. NCBI's taxonomy places the organism in Eukaryota, Viridiplantae, Streptophyta, Magnoliopsida, Brassicales, Brassicaceae.